UAUGUAAACGCGAGGGCAAGGAAAGCGUCAGCCACGUGGGGGGGUGCCGUGGGGUGCUGGGCGGGGCAGCUGCAUAGGGCUCCAAACGUCAGUCGCGGCGCGCGCGUCACUCGGCCACGACUACUCACUUGUAGCCCGUCGAAAUACGCGCCAAAACCGCGCUUUCGAACUGUCAAAUCUAAUUUGAACAGAUCGCGAAUGAACGAAAUUAAAAUUAAAAACAUUCAUUUCGAACCAUAAACAAUAUUUUGUUUUUGUGGCAGUAUUUUUCUGCCAGUUUUGGAUUAUGUAAUUUAUUUUUUCAGUGUUUUUUAAUUUGCGUUUAGUUGAUGUGUGCGAGCGAGAGGGAGAUGGAGAGUCCGGGCGAGGAAGCGGGACGGAGCGCCGCCCCCGCGACGAACGGGUCCAAUAAGAUCAUCGGUCGCAACGUGAAUGGAACCAUGGUGGUGACAUCCCGACCCUCCAACGAGGCUGAGCUGCAACUGUACCGCGUCAUGCAGCGCGCCAGUCUGUUGGCAUACUACGACACACUGCUCGAAAUGGGCGGUGACGACGUCCAGCAACUUUGUGACGCCGGCGAAGAAGAGUUCCUCGAGAUCAUGGCGCUCGUCGGCAUGGCGUCUAAACCCCUUCACGUCCGCCGUCUCCAAAAGGCUCUCCAAGAAUGGGUCAACAAUCCUGCCCUCUUCCAAAUCCCGAUCGUCCCUCUCUGUCCCACCGAAAACCCCUUCGUCUGCAACCAAAGAUUACUCAACAUGCCCACUUUACCUAGUCUACCACGCACAGUCAGCUCUCCUGAAAGCAGACCAAUGUACAGUCCUUCCCCAGGAGCACCCGAGAACAGCUGUGGUAGUACAGCUUCUCAACCUAACGCUAGUCCUGUUCAUACGAACAAUUUUACAAAAAUAGUCCUACCAUCGUCCCCUGCAGCAGCCCCUGUCACAACUACCGCUUCUAGAAGCUUUUCCCCUCAAUCCGCCUGUCCUCCUUCAGCAGGUUCUAGUCCAAGCUCAGUAACAUCUCCAGUCCAGUUAACACCAGUUUUACUAGACGUUCAUGUUCAAAAAUUAUCGGCUGCGGCAGAAAAGCUGAGCAAGCAUUUGCCUCAGUUAGAACCAAAGCCUCAGAACACGAAGAAGAAGAUGUGUAAAGACUUGGAGCUGGUGAUGAUGAUGCCGGAAGCGGAUCCGAGGAGGAUGGAGGAGAUUAGGAAGUACGCGGCGAUAUAUGGCAGGUUCGAUUGCAAGAGGAAACCGGAGAAGCCUUUGACGCUGCAUGAGGUGAUGGUAAAUGAGGCGGCAGCACAAAUGUGCCGCUGCGUCCCCGCGUUGCUGACGCGCCGGGAUGAGCUGUUCCCUCUCGCGCGGCAACUAGUCCGAAGAGCUGGACUCCAUUAUUCUAAGCACGGCCUUCCCCCUACGGCGGCCGGCAAUGAGGAGGCCGAAGAUGACGCGACCGCGGCUAAACGGCCCCGCCAGGAUGGCGAGGAAGGCAAUGGCAUCCGCGCCAGUCCUGACGCUGCUCGGAGCAACUCGAAUCACAGCUGGUGGGGCGUAAAGGCGGAGAGCGAUGACGCGGACUCACGCUGUUCUUAUUCAAGCACCAGUACACCACCGCCGGACGCAGAAGAAAGACCUCAAGUGGUAGCCGCUCGAGGGGACAGUAUCAUAGCGGUGGCCAACCCGGCACUCCAACCGCCACCACCACCUCACCCUGCAAGGAACCACUCCAACUGACAAUAGCUCUCACAUGCAACAAGAUUCCACGCGAACAUAGUAGAAUGGGGCUUAAUUAACCAACACCACCUCAGCAUGCGCGGAACCACUCCAAUUGACAAUCGUGCCUAUGGAAAUAUAAAGGAAUAGGGCUCUCUAGCAAUCAAUCUAGCUUCGUAAUGAAGAAAAAUCAAAUAAAACCUGGAUAACCUUCUAUUAAUAUGUGGCUUGCGAUACCUUGCCAAGGAGAUAGUAAUCGGUACCUUAUCUGGCGUUCUACAGCAACUACACUAUGAGGAACCACUUCAACUAGCUCCCAAAGUCCUGUGCAAAAAAUAAUGUGUAUGAAUGGAGAAAAUAUGCGAAAUAGGGCUUGGAACAUUUACGAUUUAUAUGUAAGACCGCUAAGACGGCAUAAGAAGAACCUAAGGAGACAUUAUAAUAGUGGCAAAUCCUGCGCUCCAUCCCUCACUCCAACUGAAAAAACAGUUCUCAAGAUUAACCCUAUGCUGAAGUAUAGUACUGUGAAACUGUGAUAUGGUGUCAAGGCAUCAUAGCCAUAUUUCAACCACCAUCGUAUGGUACCUUUGAGAAACUAUGCCAACUGACUGAGUUCGACACAGUGACAAUAAUUACACUGGUAUGGGGCAUAGCUUAGCCAUGACCAAAAGCGUUUCUCUUUGUGACCGACCAAUUAGUAAAACUAAUAAUUAUUAAGUAAUCG
Molecule: messenger RNA, 2439 nt
Organism: Cydia pomonella (codling moth)
Lineage: Eukaryota; Metazoa; Arthropoda; Insecta; Lepidoptera; Tortricidae
Gene: nab
Product: NGFI-A-binding protein homolog
Exons: 8
Coding region: 330-1736 (468 amino acids)
Biological process (GO): negative regulation of DNA-templated transcription
Cellular component (GO): nucleus
Molecular function (GO): transcription factor binding; transcription coregulator activity
Source: RefSeq, a predicted model, not a curated record